AGUCUGUACGGGGCAGAGGGAGGGCAGCUCGGGCUGAGAUUUCAGGGUAGUUUCCCAGAGGAACCGGAUCCCAUCACAGCAGCGAACAGGCGGCCUUUCCCCUUUCCCCGCCCAGCAUGGGGGCAGCAGCCUCCUCUCCCCGGCCCCAGAGUGCCCCGGUUGGGGUGACCUGCAGGCUGGAGACAGCGAGCUGCUAGAGAUUUUAGGGCGGCCUGCUGGGGUACCGAGUCAGCGGCCUGUGCCCCGGUCCCCAUGAGGCCGGCAUCAUGCAGCAGUCACCGCAGAACUACGACUUCUUCAGCGAGGAGAACGGCACGAAAUGGAGAGGGCUGUUUGUACCUGCCCUGAGGAAGGUCCAGCGGCAGGUGCAUCCAACCCUCUCUGCUAAAGAAGAUUCCUUGUAUUAUAUAGAGGAGCUCAUCCUGCAGCUCCUGAACAAACUAUGCAUUGCCCAGCCGAGGACCGUGCAAGAUGUGGAGGAGAGGGUCCAGAAAACCUUUCCGCACCCGAUCGAUAAAUGGGCCAUCGCCGACGCGCAGUCCGCCAUAGAGAAGCGCAAGAGGAGGAAUCCUCUGCUCCUGCCUGUUGAUAAAAUACACCCGUCAUUAAAGGAAGUGCUCGGCUACAAGGUGGAUUACAAUGUAUCUCUUUACAUCGCGGCGGUAUUGGAAUAUAUCUCGGCGGAUAUUCUGAAACUCGCAGGAAAUUAUGUUUUUAACAUACGGCACUUGGAGAUCUCACAGCAGGACAUUAAAGUUUCUAUGUGUGCAGAUAAGGUCUUGAUGGACAUGUUUGACCAGGUUGAUGACAUUGGACUUGUCGCCCUCUGCGAUGAAGAGCCUACUUCAACCGGUGAACUGAAUUACUAUGAGUUGGUCCGGACUGAGCUUGCUGGGGAACGCCAGUACUUGCGCGAACUAAAUCUGAUCAUCAAAGUAUUUCGAGAAGCCUUCCUUUCCAACAGCAACCUAUUCUCGUCAUUAGACAUUGACAUCAUAUUCAGUAAUAUCUUGGACAUCCAUGAACUGACUGUGAAGCUUCUCGGUUUGAUUGAGGAUACCGUGGAAAUGACAGACGAAAGUAAUCCGCAUCCUUUGUUUGGAAGCUGCUUUGAAGAUCUGGCAGAGGAGCAGGCCUUUGACCCGUAUGAAACCCUGUCGCAAGAUAUCCUCGCUACCCAGUUCCAGGAACAUUUUAGUUCCUUGAUGGCCAAACCUGCGGUUGCUCUGUAUUUUCAGUCUAUAGCUGAGGGAUUUAAGGAAGCCGUCAAAUAUGUUCUCCCACGCCUGAUGCUGGUUCCAGUUUACCACUGUCUGCAUUACUUUGAGUUACUGGAGCAAUUACAGGAAUGCAGCAAAGACCAGGAAGAUGGAGAAUGUUUGAAACAAGCCAUCACUGCCCUCCUGAAUUUACGCUGUAGCAUGGAACGCAUCUACAACAAGCAUUCGCCACGCCGCAGACCUGGGGAACACACGUGGCGUCUGUAUAACAGACAGAUGCGCAGUAAGCACCUGGCCAUCAAAAAGAUGAAUGAGAUCCAGAAGAAUAUUGACGGGUGGGAGGGCAAAGACAUCGGCCAGUGCUGUAACGAGUUUAUCAUGGAAGGCUCGCUGACCAGGGUGGGCGCCAAGCACGAGCGUCACAUUUUCCUUUUCGACGGGCUCAUGAUUAGUUGCAAAACGAAUCACGGACAAUCCCGUAUCCCCGGGUACAGCUCAGCAGAAUAUCGACUAAAGGAGAAAUUCAUCAUGAGGAAGGUGCAUAUCAACGAUAAAGAAGACACAAGCGAUUGCAGGAAUGCCUUUGAGCUUCACUCCAAAGACGAAAACAGCAUUGUAUUUGUGGCAAAGACCGCCGAGGAGAAGAGCAAUUGGAUGGCGGCUCUGAUUUCACUGCAGUAUCGCAGCACGUUGGAUCGGAUGCUGGACUCUGUGCUGAUCCAGGAGGAGAACAAGCAGCCGUUACGGUUGCCCACUCCAGAACUUUAUCGAUUUGUUGAGGAAGACUCUGAGGAGAACAUUGUUUUUGAAGACAAUGUGCAAAGUAGAAGUGGGAUUCCCUUCAUCAAAGGGGGCACGGUGGUGAAACUGAUAGAGAGACUUACGUACCACAUGUAUGCAGAUCCUAACUUUGUGCGCACGUUCCUGACCACAUAUCGAUCUUUUUGUAAACCACAGGAGCUACUUAGCCUUCUCAUUGAAAGGUUUGAGAUCCCCGAUCCUGAGCCAACAGAAGCGGACAGGAUGGCCAUAGAGAAAGGAGAACAGCCCAUCAGCGCCAACCUUAAGAAGUUUCGCAAGGAAUAUGUUCAGCCGGUGCAACUCAGGGUAUUAAAUGUUUUCCGGCACUGGGUUGAACAUCACUUUUAUGAUUUUGAAAGAGAUGACGAGCUGCUCGACCGAUUAGAAACGUUUAUUUCAAGCGUUAGAGGAAAAUCAAUGAAGAAAUGGGUAGAUUCCAUAGCCAAAAUCAUCAGAAGGAAAAAGCAAGCCCAGGCAAAUGGCGUGAGCCACAAUAUCACUUUUGAGAGUCCGCCACCACCUAUAGAAUGGCACAUUAGCCGAGCUGGCAACGUUGAGACCUUUGACCUCAUGACCCUUCAUCCAAUAGAGAUUGCUCGGCAGCUGACGCUGAUAGAGUCCGACCUAUACAGGGCAGUCCAGCCAUCUGAGCUUGUGGGCAGCGUGUGGACUAAAGAAGACAAAGAAAUAAACUCUCCCAAUUUACUGAAGAUGAUCCGCCACACCACCAACCUCACACUGUGGUUUGAAAAAUGUCUUGUGGAGACAGAAAAUUUUGAGGAGCGAGUAGCUGUGUUCAGUCGAAUUAUUGAGAUCCUCCAGGUCUUCCAAGACUUGAAUAACUUCAAUGGAGUGUUGGAAAUAGUGAGUGCGGUGAACUCCGUUCCCGUGUACAGAUUGGAUCACACCUUUGAGGCGUUACAGGAGAGGAAAAAGAGAAUCCUUGACGAAGCUGUGGAACUGAGUCAAGAUCACUUUAAAAAAUAUUUGGCAAAACUGAAAUCCAUCAACCCACCAUGUGUGCCUUUUUUUGGAAUAUAUUUGACAAAUAUUCUAAAGACCGAAGAAGGUAAUCCAGACUUUCUGAAGAGAUGCGGGAAAGAACUCAUCAAUUUUAGCAAGAGAAGAAGAGUGGCUGAAAUCACGGGAGAGAUUCAGCAGUACCAAAAUCAGCCUUACUGUCUGCGGAUAGAACCAGAAAUUCGGAGGUUCUUUGAGAAUCUGAACCCGAUGGGGAACACGCCAGAGAAAGAGUUCUCCGACUAUUUAUUUAAUAAGUCGCUAGAGAUUGAGCCACGAGGCUGCAAGCAACCGCCCAGAUUUCCAAGAAAAACCACAUAUUCACUCAAGUCUCCAGGGAUCAGACCUAAUAGUGGGAGACAUCUGUCAUCUUCCAAUACUUUACGAGGUCACCCAACACCUCUGGAGAGAGAGCCUUACAAGAUCAGCUUCAGCCGGAUCACCGAAUCGGAGCAUGAAUCUACCACGUCUCCUCCUAUCUCUCCCAACACUCCUUCUACUCCUCCAGCAUCUGCCUCUUCUGAACUCAGUGUCUUCUUAGAUAAUGACCUCAACAUCUCAAACGGUAGCAACAGUAUUUUUGCUCCUGUGUUUUUGCCAAGUUCCAAGUCCUUUUUCAGUUCUUGCGGCAGUCUGCACAGGUUAAGCGAGGAACUUGUGCUUCCGCCUCCGUUGCCUCCGCGAAAGAAGUUUGACCAAGAUACAGCGAGCCUGUCUGGAAGUUCCAGAUUAGAUGAUGAACCACCAGCUAUUCCUCCCAGAUUACCGCCGCCUCCAAAGAUCCAGCCUCGUGUUCCUGCAUACACGGGGCCUUUUGAUGGACCUCUGCAUAGCCCGCCACCUCCCCCUCCAAGAGACCCCCUUCCCGACACCCCUCCUCCUGUACCCCAAAGGCCUCCAGAACAUUUUAUAAAUUGCCCCUUGAAUCUGCAGCCUCCGCCACUUGGACGAUUACAUCGAGACCAAGAUUGGUUCAGGGAGGUCUGCACCGCUCCAAACUCACCGAGUACUCCUCCCAGCACGCCGUCUCCCAGGUCCCUGCGCCGCUGCUGCGGACUUAGCACCAGUCACAACAGUCUCAUUCACAGCUCUGCUCCCCCCGUCCCUCCAAGGCAGAACUCGAGCCCACAGCUACCGAAACUGCCACCAAAGACUUACAAAAGGGAAUUCUCCCAGCCGCUUGGUCACAGACUAACAUUGCUGCAAAAUUCUGAAAGUCCACAUUGACCGCAACCAGAAUAGUCCUUGACACUGGAUAGGGAUCAGUGUGUUUCCUCUCUCCCCCCCCCC
Spea bombifrons (plains spadefoot toad) is the source of this 4331-nucleotide messenger RNA. It is a transcript of the gene SOS2, whose product is annotated as SOS Ras/Rho guanine nucleotide exchange factor 2. Bases 267 to 4268 code for a protein of 1333 amino acids. Gene Ontology annotation, molecular function: protein heterodimerization activity; guanyl-nucleotide exchange factor activity. Gene Ontology annotation, biological process: Ras protein signal transduction; positive regulation of GTPase activity. Lineage: Eukaryota; Metazoa; Chordata; Amphibia; Anura; Pelobatidae. The transcript has 23 exons. Gene Ontology annotation, cellular component: plasma membrane. The record is from RefSeq and is a predicted model, not a curated record.